Aspergillus luchuensis is the source of this 897-nucleotide messenger RNA. RefSeq names its product putative mannosylphosphorylation protein (Mnn4). The transcript has 8 exons. Lineage: Eukaryota; Fungi; Ascomycota; Eurotiomycetes; Eurotiales; Aspergillaceae. The record is from RefSeq and is a predicted model, not a curated record. The coding region runs from base 1 to 897 and encodes 298 amino acids.
AUGUGGUCUUCGACGCCCCGUUUGAUUCUCGGCCUCUAUGGGUUAUUAUCUGCUGUUGGAUCGGCAAGCGCCGAUGUCGAUUUCAUGAGUGUGCGACCUGAUAUGGUCAAGGAUUACUCCGGAAAAGGGGGAGAACCGGGAGAGAAAUACUUCAAGGAAUCUAGCUUCCACUACCACUAUGAUGGACGCUUCGCAGAUGAACCUCUCUCCGAGGCGGAGACUGUUCCGCACCUGUCGGAACUCAUCCGGACCUAUCUCUCGACAAUGGCAGACCUUGGGGCUGAAACCUGGAUAAUGCAUGGAACUUUGCUGGCUUGGUGGUGGAACCAGAAGAUCUUUCCUUGGGACAACGAUCUCGACGUUCAAAUUUCCGAGCCGACCAUCCAUUUUCUUGCCGAUUACUACAACAUGACCGAGCACCACUUUGAGAUUUCAGGCGUCGACGGCGGCCGAACCUAUUUGCUGGAGAUUAACCCGAACUAUGUCGUCCGAUCGACCGAUGACAAGCUAAACGUGAUCGAUGCGCGGUGGAUAGACACGUCGUCUGGGCUGUUUAUCGAUAUUACGGCGGUACGCAAGGAUGAUGAGCGGAGGGAGAAUGAUCGCGAGCCUGGGGCGUUGAUGUGCAAGGAUGGCCAUCGGUUUGAUGAAACCGAGAUCUUCCCACUGCGGAACAGUUACUUCGAAGAUGUUCCGGUCAAGAUCCCGUUCGAAUACGUUCGUCUACUAAAGAAAGAAUACGGGUCGAAGUCGAUGACUGCUUCCGUGUUCCAAGGAUACCAUUUCAACCAACAGACUCAAGUAUGGGAUAAGAUGAGCCGGAAGAGGCACUUUGGGCGACGGGAGACCGACAUUCCCGUUCGAACUACGCCCCUCGGGCGCCUGUUCAGGGGUUGA